Molecule: messenger RNA, 3032 nt
Organism: Alosa alosa (allis shad)
Lineage: Eukaryota; Metazoa; Chordata; Actinopteri; Clupeiformes; Clupeidae
Product: inositol-3-phosphate synthase 1-A-like
Exons: 11
Coding region: 1217-2869 (550 amino acids)
Biological process (GO): inositol biosynthetic process; phospholipid biosynthetic process
Cellular component (GO): cytoplasm
Molecular function (GO): inositol-3-phosphate synthase activity
Source: RefSeq, a predicted model, not a curated record
UCUAUGUGUGCUCUCCCUUAUGUUAAACCACCGAAAACGAGCCUGGUGGUUGUAACACAGGGAAGAAAGUGGUGUGAUAUCUCAUUACCAAUCACUCUGGUCACUCGCUUAUUUUUUUGGCCCAUCUUUGUUCCCUAAAGUGUGUGUGUGUUUGUGUGUGUUGCAUUGAAUUGCUGCCAAAUGCAAAAGUUGGGGACCAGAGCUAUGGAGAAGUUGUCAGAGGUAAUAUUCGCUGUAGGUUUUUGUCCCAGUUGCUCUGCGGAACUGAGAUCAAUUUAACAAAUGGGGGCAGCCAUGGCUUACUGUUUAGGGGUUCGGGCUUGUAACCGAAGGGUUGCCAGUUUGAUCCCCGACCUAGUAGGAAAAAUGUGGGCAGGGGGAAGUGGUUGAGCACUGCUCUCCCAUGCCCACAUCCACGGCUUAAGUGCCCCUUGGCACCUAAGGUAUCCAACCCCUCACUGCUCCCCGAGCGUCGCUGUUGCAAGGCAGCUCACUUCUCCGGCUUAGUGUGUGCUUCACCUCACUGUGUGUUCACUGUGUGCUCUGUGUGUUCACUAAUUCAUGGGUGGGAUAAAUGCAGAGACCAAAUUCCUUGUAUAGCCUACUUGGCCUAUAAACCUGAUUUACAUUUACAUUUACAAAUCCCUUAGCACGGAAAUGGAAAUGAGUGGUUGAAGUGGGUUUAAUGGAGGAUAUAUAUUGAAAUACGUGAUUUUCAUUCAACAGGUGUUCAUCAUUGCGGAGAGACAAUGUAAAUAGCCUAAGUGGUGCGGUCUGUCAGAAAUUUUCCGUUGAGCUUUCUACUCCAGGGGGGUAUUCCAAGUAGCCAAGUUUAACAAAAUUGGGUAGGCCUAAGUUAACUCAAGAGUUAACCUGUGGAAAACUAUGUUGUGUGAAAUAUGUCUACGUGGAGGGUAGGUCUACAGGAUACAUCUCUAUCAUAAGCUACUGUUAUUUAGUGAAGUGAAGUUAUGUAAUCAGUCUUCGGGUUAAUACAUUUGCAUGGACACGCCUAUAGGCCUACUGUCAGUUUAUAUUCCAGGGCUACAGCACAUCCACAGGCGAGUUAAGUUUAUUCAUCAGGUUGUCUGCGCAUCAAGCAGUGCAUUGGAAAGUGGAGCACGUUCGAAACACUCGACUUCUUCAAGACAACGCGUCGGGACAGGAGGUAAAAUAGACAGCAUAGACCUGCCUUAUCUCAGAUCAGACAUUAAACAUGACUACCAAAAUCCAAAUCAAAAGCCCUAAUGUGAGAUACACAGAGAGGUACAUUGAAGCUCUCUACUCCUACCACACCACAUCUGUGUCCAGAGAUGGGGACAUGUAUACAGUAACACCUUCCACCACUCAGUUCACCUUCCACACUGAGCGGGUGGUGCCCAAGCUGGGGGUGAUGCUGGUGGGCUGGGGAGGGAAUAAUGGCACGACUGUCACCGCUGCGGUCAUUGCCAACAAGAUGGGCAUGCGCUGGAGAACCAAGACUGGCAUGAAGUGUGCUAAUUACUUUGGCUCCUUACUACAAGCCUCCACAGUGUGUUUGGGGUCGGGCCCAGAGGGGGAGGUCAACAUACCUUUCCGUGAUUUGCUUCCCAUGGUGCACCCUAACGACAUCAUUUUCGAUGGUUGGGACAUCUCUUCCUUAGACUUGGGCCAGGCGAUGGAGAGGGCUGAGGUGCUAGACUGGGAUCUACAGGAGCAACUGCGGCCACACAUGAGCCAGCUGAAGCCCAGGGCCUCCAUUUAUAUCCCAGAAUUCAUAGCUGCUAAUCAGAGCCACAGAGCCGACAACCUCAUCCAGGGAACAAAAGCUGAACAGGUGGCACAACUCCGGAGGGAUAUUUGUGACUUCAAGCAGAAGAGUGGUGUGGACAAAGUCAUCGUUCUGUGGACCGCCAACACAGAGAAAUUCUGUGAUGUUGCAACUGAUAUCAAUGACACUGCUGAGAAUUUGCUCGCCACUAUCCAGAAAGGAGGCGAGGUAUCUCCCUCCACACUUUUUGCAGUAGCCAGCAUCCAGGAGGGCUGUGCGUAUAUCAACGGUUCCCCACAGAACACCUUUGUUCCUGGGGUAGUUGAGCUGGCCAUACAGAAGGGUGUCUUCAUCGGAGGAGAUGAUUUUAAAUCUGGCCAGACCAAAAUUAAAUCCGUUCUCGUGGACUUCUUGGUCAGUGCAGGCAUUAAGCCAAUGUCCAUUGUUAGCUACAAUCACCUUGGCAACAAUGACGGCAUGAACCUCUCAGCUCCGCAGCAGUUCCGGUCUAAGGAGAUCUCCAAGAGUAACGUGGUGGAUGAUAUGGUGCAGUCCAACACUGUGUUGUACAGCCCUGGAGAGAAGCCAGAUCACUGUGUGGUGAUCAAAUAUGUGCCAUAUGUGGGUGACAGCAAGCGUGCCAUGGACGAGUAUGUGUCUGAGAUUAUGAUGGGUGGCACAAACACCAUCGCUAUUCACAAUACAUGCGAGGACUCCUUGCUGGCUAGUCCAAUCAUCUUGGACCUGGUCAUCCUCACAGAUCUUUGCCAGAGAAUCACAUUCUGCACAGAGAGUGACCCCAGCUUUCAGACCUUCCACAGUGUGCUCUCUCUGCUCAGCUUCCUCUGCAAGGCCCCUCUUGUCCCACAGGGGGCGCCUGUGGUCAAUGCCUUCUUUCGCCAGAGAGCUUGCAUUGAAAACGUCAUGAGGGCAUGUCUAGGGCUGCCACCUCAGAGCCAUAUGCAGCUUGAGCACAAGAUGCAGAGAACUCUCCUGGCGAACCAAGAGGACUAUACUGUGGCCACUAAUAAGAACAAAGGUGUCCACACGAACGGAUUCCACUCAUUACACUGCAGUGGUGUUGCUGGACAUAAAAUGGAGGAACCAAGCAUUGAAUAAGAUCCAUUUGUAGUGUGGAGUUGUUACUGACUAUAUGUAAUCGGUGUGCAAAAAUGAAGUGCUUGUGAACGGACAAGUACUGUAUGUGUGUGUACUGUAUUUGUCACUUUUGACAGGACCAUGUGUACUUUAAAAAUAUUAAAUGCAGCUUACUUUACUUAAA